Molecule: messenger RNA, 1509 nt
Organism: Diaporthe citri
Lineage: Eukaryota; Fungi; Ascomycota; Sordariomycetes; Diaporthales; Diaporthaceae
Exons: 1
Coding region: 1-1509 (502 amino acids)
Molecular function (GO): DNA binding
Source: RefSeq, a predicted model, not a curated record
AUGGAUGAUCUUGUUCACCAGCAAGCACACCACCCACAACCCCUCCCUUCCCCAUCAACACCGACCAACAACAAUGUCCUCGCUCCCAGCUGGCGUGGCAUAGUCAUGACCACGUAUGAUGCCCUGCGAGUCAUCGAGGCAUGCCUGAACGGCCAGCUCCUGCACACUGCCCGCCGCCCACACGAUAGGGAACGCGACUCCCUGAUCCAGAGCGGCAAUGUCUUCGUCUACGAGGAGUCCUCCUCUGGAAUAAAACGGUGGACCGACGGCCAGAACUGGAGCCCCAGCAGGAUCCUAGGCAACUUCCUCAUCUAUCGGGAGCUGGACAAGAACUUCCCCCCGGGUGAUAAGAAGAGGGCCAUCAAAAGAAAGAGAGACGGCAAGCCUGAGCUUUCAAAUGGAAACUCCAACAUGACCGCCUCCCCUGGCUCGGUUAACGACGAGAGGCAACGGGCGCUUCUUGGGUCGCUGAUCGACUCCUACCCCUUCAAGGAGGGUGGUCUGAUCAAGAAGACCAUCAGCAUCAAGUGGCAGGGUGUGAUGCACCAUCUUGUCAGCUACUACUCUCUCGAAGACGCCAGCGCGGGGAACCUACCCACCCCAUCACAGGACCCAAAGCUUCUCAGCAUCCGGCCUCGCCAUGAGCUGCUCGGACAACAGGAUUUCCGCGUCCCGGUCGAGCAAGAGGACCCGCGGAUCAUGGACGAGCGAGCUCUCAUGCUCGGCAUGGGCUACGCGCCACAGUCGGGCCUGGAGCGCACAAUGUCGUUGCCUCAAAUGCCGAUGAUGCAGCCGUACGGCACCCAGAACCACUUUCACAUGCCCAUGCACAUGCACCAACCCAUGGGUUCCAGUCUACAACUUGGAGGCCACUUUGGUCACUCGCAAAGCGGCUUCGUGCCCUGGGACCGGCCUCGCGCGCCAUCGAUCAACCUUCCCACGUAUCCUCCUAACCAGGGACUGCCACACAUGAUGGACGGUGGCAGCAAAAGAAGACGCUCAGAGGCCUACGACAGUUCUAAUGGCGCAACGGACGACCUCUUUUCACCCGGUGGCAUGACUCACGCAGACGUGCCAAGGACAUCUCACCAUUACUACCAACCAGCAACCUCAUCCUACGCGAUGCCAUCGUUGCCCUCGACAUCCAUGGGACCCGACUCCUCUGUGGAAUACAGGCCAUCGGUAACUUCCAUGGCGCCCCCACCACACGCGAGCGCAAUCUCGGACCCACCAAUAACGACGAUGGACUUCGCAGCUCCGUCUGUGACCACAAUGGCACCUCCAGUGAGUACAGCUCUUGCUGAUGGUCUUCCUGGGGUGACGCUGACCUCCAUACCGUCGCUCUCUGGCACUUCUAUAGACGGAUCGCACCGCGAUUCCCACUACUUCUCAUCGCCCAACUUCGCCAGUUGGAGCUCUACGCACGACAGCAACUCUUACCUGUCGGCAUCCGGAAGAUCUAUGAACGGUGCCUGGCCUCAUGCCUCGCAGUCCGGCACCCACCGAUAG